Messenger RNA from Coccinella septempunctata (seven-spotted ladybird), 3430 nucleotides. RefSeq names its product vacuolar protein sorting-associated protein 11 homolog (gene Vps11). The transcript has 13 exons. NCBI's taxonomy places the organism in Eukaryota, Metazoa, Arthropoda, Insecta, Coleoptera, Coccinellidae. Gene Ontology annotation, molecular function: protein binding; protein-macromolecule adaptor activity. Gene Ontology annotation, biological process: organelle fusion; intracellular protein transport; vesicle-mediated transport. Gene Ontology annotation, cellular component: endosome; HOPS complex. The record is from RefSeq and is a predicted model, not a curated record. The coding region runs from base 123 to 3248 and encodes 1041 amino acids.
UUGUAACUUUGACAGUUGUCAAAAUUCAAAACAAACAACAAAAGUCAGCUGGAUUAAUUCGAAGAAUCGAGUUAUCUCAAAACCAUCCACCCACAACAUUCUAAAUUAACUGAGCUGGCAAAAUGGCAUUCCUUGAAUGGAGGAAAUUCCAUUUUUUCGAUCUUCAGAGUAAUGUAGACAAUGGAAAUAUUGCUGAACUAUUUAAGGAAGAUUGUAGAAUAACUGUGACAUCGAAUGGAAACAAUAACGUUGUCUUGGGUGACUCCUCAGGCCAAGUCCAUUUAGUGAAUCGUUCUUGGAAUAUUCAUACAUUUAGAGCGUAUGAGUUGAGUACAGAUUUUUUGUAUCAGCUGAGGAAUUCCUCCUUGUUGGUUACAAUAGGCCAAGAUGAACCUGGUGUUAAUCCUCUAAUAAAAAUAUGGGAUACAAGCAGAUUGGAUAAGAAUGGUUUCCCCCAUUGCUUCAGAGUCAGUAGAGCUCUACCUGGAAAUCGUCCGGUCCAAGUUAGUGCACUGUGUGUACAUGAAAACUUGCAAUUGAUGGCUUUAGGUUUUAUUGAUGGAUCAUUGAUGCUUUAUAGAGGGGAUAUCACCAGAGAAAGGAGUUCCAAACAGAAAUUAUUAAGGGAUGCUAGUAGUACUGUAACAGGCUUGGCAUUCAAGUCAACUUCCACAAGUAUUUACUUGUUUUUAGCUACCGAUAGUUCUGUGCUUGUCUAUAACAUCACCCAAAAAGAUAAAGAAGAAAGGGUUCAUCUAGAUAAUAUAGGGUGUGCCAAAAGAUGUUGUGUCCUUGCAGAGUCGAUCCAAGAGAGUCAUUUCAUGGUUGGAAGAAAUGAUGCCGUUUAUUGUUACACAACUGAUGGAAGGGGUCCAUGUUACGCCAUCGACGGCGAAAAAGUAAUGCUCGAGUGGUUCAGAAGCUAUUUGAUUAUAAUUUCCAAGACUAAUCGACCCACGGCAGUGAACUCCAUGAGCAACGGCACUCAGAGUUCUGUACUACAAGGUGACUGUAUCACCGUGUUGGAUAUACACAACAAAUUCAUAGUGUUCUCGGCCACCAUGCCGAAGAUCAAGGCAGUUCUGAACGAAUUCGGUUCUUUUUACAUCCUCGAUGAGGACAACAAGGUGUACCAUUUGGACGAGAAGGAUCUGCAAUCUAAACUCUCACUUCUGUUCAAGAAAAACCUUUAUGAUGUUUCAAUAAGGAUCGCCAAAUCGCAGCAGUAUGAUAAUGAAAGUCUUGUGGACAUCUUCAAGCAAUACGGCGAUCACUUGUGCAACAAAGGUGACUACACCGGUGCCAUUGAGCAGUACAUCAAGACCAUCGGAAAACUGGAACCGAGCUACGUCAUUCGCAAAUUCUUGGACUCGCAACAUAUCGAAAAGUUGACGAUGUACCUCCAGGCUCUGCACAAGGAGAGACAGGCCACAGAAGAUCACACCACGCUGCUCUUAAACUGUUACACCAAACUGAGCAAUACCCUCGGACAAAACGAGGGUUUGAAACAGUUCAUCUUGAGCAAGGACAGCGACUUGAGCUACGAUGUGGAUGUCGCCAUUAAAGUUUGUAGACAAGGAAGCCCAGCUGAAGCUCUUAUGUUAGCCAAACGGCAUCAAAAACACGACUGGUACAUAAAGCUCCUCAUCGAGGACCACCAAAAGUACGUGGACGUCUUGGACUACAUCUCCAGUCUAAGUUUUGAAAACGCAGAACUUUACAUGAAGAAAUACGGAAAUGUCCUAGUUCAGAAAGUCCCCAACGAGAGCACUCAGUUCUUGAAGAAGUUAUGCACCAAUUAUAAACCAAAAGAUUCCCCGAUCAUAUCAGAGAGUGUCUUGACUGGAAACUACGACAUCCCUCAACACGCAGAACCUGAAGAUUUCAUUCAUCUAUUUUUGAAUAAUUCGGAGAGAUUGGUGGAGUUUUUGGAAUAUGUGAUAGAAGAAGGAUCCAUCCUCACAACUCCAGUUUAUAAUACUCUGUUAGAGCAUUACCUUCACGUUUGGACAAAUUCUCAGAACGAGAAGACCAAAUGGAGCCAAAAGAUACUGAAGCUCCUUCAGAAUCCAGACAUCAAAUACGACAAAUCGCAGGCGCUCGUCGUAUGUCACAUGCACUCGUUUAGCGGGGGUAUUUUAUACUUGUACGAAGAGCAGAAACUAUACCAACAAAUUUUGAGGUAUCACAUCACCAAGAACGACACGAGCUCCGUUCUGGCGUGCUGCAGGAGAUUCGGGAAUCAGGAACCGACGCUGUGGUUACAAGCGCUCUGGUCCUGUGUUAGGGACACGAAGAAUCCUCCGCCAGAUAUGCUUAGUGAGAUUUUGACCGUGAUUGCCAAGGAGAGGCUGCUCUCUCCGCAACUUGUAAUCGACGCUUUAGGAUCGGAAACGACCGAUAUAACAGUCGGGCACAUCAAAAACUACAUUAUGAACGAGCUGAAACAGGAAGAGGAAAAAACUUCGGAAAUCACGGAUCUGAUUGGGAACUAUCGUAAAGACAUAGAUAAAUUGAGGAAACAGUUGGAUGCGCUCAAAAGUGGGGCCACUGUCAUUCAAGGAUCUCGUUGCGCGGCAUGUCACCAUCCCCUGGAACUCCCGACAGUCCACUUCUUGUGUCAGCACAGCUACCAUCAACACUGCUUUCAAAGCUUCUGCGAUGAAGAUCAGGGUUGUCCCACGUGCCAGCCGGAGAAUAAGAAUCUAUUGGAGCUGUUGAAGGCCAGAGAACACACAACAGACUUGAACGAAACGUUUCAUUCACAACUGGAAAAGGCCCACGAUGGGUACUCGGUAGCUGCCGAAUAUUUUGGUAGGGGUGUCUUUAACAGGUAUAAAGACAUCACAAACAAGGCUGUGAAGAAGUUGAUUGAAAACAGAGACGAGGAAGAGAUGUCCAGGACUUUGAUACCGAGGAUGGAGAAAGAGAUUAAAGACUACGGUUACGGAGCGGAGGCGAAAAUGAGACAAACAGAAAGGAAAACUUCUCAAAAUAUAGUACAAAUCUCGGAAGGAAGGAUGAGGCAGCAAGAAUCCAGCAGAUACAGUUCUUCAGUUAAAUCCAACACUAGCAUGUAUGAGAGAAAGAAGGAAUUCAAUUCGGUGAAUUCUGCUGUUUUGAAUCCGUUUGAAAAUGAUUAUGAUCCAUCAAAUAAUCCGUUUGAAAACGAGGAUGAAUCUGAAGAUGAAAAUAAUCCUUUCAGAUCGAGUUAUGAUUGUGAUAAGAACUUGAAUCCUUUCUCGUAGAGUUCUCGAUGAAGAUGCUACUACACAAAGUGAAGUGUUACUUUAUAGGUAUAAAUGCUUUUAUAUAUUGAAAAAACUAGUCAUUGAAAUGAGGUAAUCAUCGUAUUUUCCACUAUUUUUAGGAUGUUAUGGGAAUGGAUGAAAGUUUCGAAGAAUAUUCAUCAUUAAAUUGAUAUAAUCAA